GUCACGUACGGUGACUGUUGCCUUCCUGUAGUUCAGAAGAGACGCAGCCUUUUAAAUAAAGUCACAUAAACUCAGAUAAACAUGUCUACUGCUAUGAAUUUCGGCUCGAAGAGUUUCAAACCUCGGCCUCCAGAUAAAGGAUCUUUCCCUCUGGAUCAUUUUGGAGAGUGUAAAGCCUUCAAGGAGAAGUUCAUGAAAUGUCUGAGAGACAACAACUUCGACAACUCCCAGUGUCGACUGCAGUCCAAAGACUACCUGGAGUGCCGGAUGGACCGUCAGCUGAUGGCCAAGGAGCCUCUGGAGAAACUGGGAUUCAAGGACCUGAUGGAUGCUCCUCCCAGCCAAGCGGGCACAGAGAAUAAACCCUGACCUGGUUACAGCGACAGCGGCUGACACAGACAUACAAGGAUGGUGUUUCUCUGAACUUAACAUCUCCAACAUUAUGUUGGGGUUAAGAUGAACAUAUUAAAGGCAAAGACUGCUGUGAGAGUGACACUGAGAACAGACUGCAAGAGGACACUGGGGGUUUGCAUUGUGGCCUUAGAUUGAGGUUACAGAAUACAACCUGAUUUUAUCAAUCACUUGUGUACAUAAGAAAAAAAUGUAUAAUAUGUAUAGAGAUGUUGUUUUGGCAUUUCAAUAAAUCCUUUGUA
Molecule: messenger RNA, 653 nt
Organism: Toxotes jaculatrix (banded archerfish)
Lineage: Eukaryota; Metazoa; Chordata; Actinopteri; Toxotidae
Gene: cox19
Product: cytochrome c oxidase assembly protein COX19
Exons: 3
Coding region: 82-369 (95 amino acids)
Biological process (GO): mitochondrial respiratory chain complex IV assembly
Cellular component (GO): mitochondrial intermembrane space
Source: RefSeq, a predicted model, not a curated record